Messenger RNA from Lolium rigidum, 261 nucleotides. RefSeq lists its product as uncharacterized. The transcript has a single exon. NCBI's taxonomy places the organism in Eukaryota, Viridiplantae, Streptophyta, Magnoliopsida, Poales, Poaceae. The record is from RefSeq and is a predicted model, not a curated record. Bases 1 to 261 code for a protein of 86 amino acids.
AUGUCGCAGAGGCCGGGGAGGCACCAGAGGAGGGCGUCGCAGAGCGUCUUCUCGCUGCCGGAGAACUUCGCUAGCCUCGACGACGUGCCGGCGGACGGCGGCGAGCAGCGGAAGCCCGCGGCGGCGGACGCCUCGUCCGAGCAGCAGCCGGCGAGGCCGGCCGGUGGGCGCCACCGCAGGACCAUGUCGAUGGCCGUCACCGCCUCCAGGGACCUGGACAUGAUCGCCGAGGACAUCGGCAACUACAAGUACGGUGCUUGA